Molecule: messenger RNA, 327 nt
Organism: Arthroderma uncinatum
Lineage: Eukaryota; Fungi; Ascomycota; Eurotiomycetes; Onygenales; Arthrodermataceae
Exons: 2
Coding region: 1-327 (108 amino acids)
Source: RefSeq, a predicted model, not a curated record
AUGACGGAACCCGAGGAUCUCGAGGAGGAUCUCUUUGCUGAUUUGUAUGAUGCUGAUACCACGACGACCACCGCUGCACCUACCGCACCGCAGGUACAAGCACCAGCCGAGCCUGCUUCUAACAAGGCAGAAGUAGCCGAAACAUUCAAUAGCACUCAAUAUGCUGCUAGUCAGCAGCCACAGCCCGUCGAGGAGCAUAAAUUUGAGCCGCCACCUGCCCAGAAUGGGGGCCACGGAGGAAUACAGGUAGUUGGGGAUAGUCACAGUGGUGGCCAGGCUUCACAUGAAACUGAAAAUCAAGGAACAGGCAUUAAAGAAGAUGGGUGA